This is a messenger RNA of Nematolebias whitei (Rio pearlfish), 1300 nucleotides long. RefSeq names its product tetraspanin-7-like. The transcript has a single exon. Bases 1 to 1128 code for a protein of 375 amino acids. Gene Ontology annotation, cellular component: membrane. Lineage: Eukaryota; Metazoa; Chordata; Actinopteri; Cyprinodontiformes; Rivulidae. The record is from RefSeq and is a predicted model, not a curated record.
AUGAGGGAGAAGGGAGUAGAUAAAGCCGGAGCCGGGACCAUGAGCUCUGCACUGUCGUACGACUCGCUGUCAGCCCGGCCGAGUCCCACCAGGCGAGCUUUGGAGUGGGAGCGUGAACAGCUAGCUAUACGACGACUUUCCUCUCCGCUGGGCGUUAACCUGCUAACUCCACCUCCUCUUCCUCGUCGACCUUCUGCCAUCCCUGGCUACCUGCUCCCUACUCAUCAGGAGCAAAAAGAGGAGCUCCACCACCAGCAGCAGCGUCUUUCCUUGUCUGUGGGCUCGGAGGCCUCCCUGGCGCGCCCCGCUCCUCCACCGGUGGGUGCCGCCCCACCCUGCUGUCGCCCAGUGGGAGUCAUGCACCUGCUGCGUCUGGGUCUCCUUGCCUUCAGCUGCCUCUUCUGGGCAGCCGGUUUGGCUAUCUUUACCCUGGGUGUCUGGGCUCAGAUCUCCUUGGCGGACUACAUGACAUUGUCGGCCAAUCGAUAUCCCAACGCGCCGCUCAUCCUCCUGGCUACGGGUGCUGCCGUCACAGCUUGGGGGUUCCUGGGCUGCCUCGGGGUGGCUGCGAACCUGCCCUGCCUGCUGAGGGCCUAUGGCUUCUUUCAACUUGCCACUCUUGUAGCCGGGUUGGCAGCUGGACUCUCGGGCCUCUUCUACCGUGAAGACAUUGCCGGAGGGUUUCGCAGCGGCUUACUGCGAGCCGUGGCGGGCUACACGGAGGACGAAGGCCGUGCCGACGCUCUAGACAGCUUGCAGAGGGCACUGGAGUGUUGCGGCGCCGAGGGAUGGCGCGACUGGCUCUCGUCUGAUUGGGCCAUCCAGCACAUGACGUUCAUUCCUGCUGAAAACGGCACCGCCGUGUCCCUUCCAGACAGCUGCUGCGUGAGGCGAAAGGGUUGCAGGAAUCGGCCUCUGCUCUCGGAUGACAGCGAAGGCGUAGCGGCUGCGGGUAUCCACCCCCACGGCUGCUUCCGCAAGGUCUUCAGCUUGGUCAACGACAACGUCUUCCACAUUGCUGCCACCGUGUUGGGGUUGGCCUUCACACAGAUUGGAGGCAUCGCCCUCGCUUGUCUUCUAGCCAACAAACUGGCGCCCAGGCAGCAUGGACGUGUAGUAGCUCAUUGAUAGGCAAUGACAGAGUCUUCUUUGAUUGACGAAAGGAAUACAAGUGAAAGUGAGGUUGGGGAUGUUUGCGUCUGGAAGUAAAAGUAAUUUCAUAUUCACUUACAGUAAAGAGGGAGCCUUUUGGAAAUUGUCACUAGUCUUCAGGACAAAACAGCAAAAAUCUCUAACUGUU